Ogataea parapolymorpha DL-1 is the source of this 1716-nucleotide messenger RNA. RefSeq lists its product as uncharacterized. The record is from RefSeq and is a predicted model, not a curated record. The transcript has a single exon. Lineage: Eukaryota; Fungi; Ascomycota; Pichiomycetes; Pichiales; Pichiaceae. Gene Ontology annotation, molecular function: protein-lysine N-methyltransferase activity. Gene Ontology annotation, biological process: peptidyl-lysine monomethylation. Gene Ontology annotation, cellular component: nucleus. The coding region runs from base 1 to 1716 and encodes 571 amino acids.
AUGAGUCAGAAAGACAUUAGCGCUUUAGUAGUCUGGUCUCAAUCGAAUGGGUGUAAGAUUUCGGAAAAUAUUGAGUUCCGUUUGUCAGCAAAUGGCGUUUCUGCCUUCCUGAAAAAACCGGCACUGCCAUCGGAACCUUCUGUCUUCGUCCCCACAUCUAUGAUUAUAUCUCCGCGUAUUGCAUAUUCGGAACUGAAGCUCGGUGAGUCUGCAAACCCCGUCAUCGCAUUGAAACUUUUGCUUUGUCGAUGGAAAUCAAGUCGAGAACAUCAAUUUGGCCCCUACAUUGAGUGCCUUCCUUUAUUGAGAAACAUCGGCUCUCCCCUGGCCUUCAGCUCAGAAGAACUUACCUUUUUGUCUGGCACUAAUAUGUAUCAUGGAGUUCUUCUAAAAAGAAAGCAACUGAUAGCUGAGUACAGAAAAGCACUAAGCUAUUUAGAAGUAAAGAACCCCACAAAUUACGAGGAAUAUGAUCAAGCCCAGUUAUUCAAAACAAUAAUGGAAGAAACCUCCAACAAAUGUCAAUAUCCCCCAUCAUUUUCAUGGUUUUUAUGGGCACAUUUGAUUGUAACCUCUCGUAGUUUCCCUUACAAGCUCAUUGAUCCUGAAGCUUCGGAUGAUUCCGUCAUGCUUUUGCCCAUUAUUGACCUCUUCAACCAUAAACCCAAAUCUAAGGUCACAUGGGUACCUUCUUCUGCCGGUUUUGAGCUAAGGCUUCAAGGUGGUGCAGAUAUCAAUGGGGAGCUAUUUAAUAAUUACGGGCCAAAAGGUAAUGAAGAGCUUUUAAUGGGAUACGGUUUUGCAUUGGUUGAUAACGAGAACGAACAGCUGCAAUUGACUAUCGACGUCAAUGGCGUAUGUGAGAAAUCUUUGCAGAUUUGGCAAGUACCUCUUCUCCAACUGAAGGAGUACACCUACCCUGUAUGCGAUGAUGAAUCGUCGACUUCUAAUCAGUCAAGUCCAACAAGUGUCGUGUUCUUGAGUAAUAGGAGUCGUAUCUUACCAGACGGUCUACUGGAGCUGUUUGCAAGUAGGUGCGCAGAUUUAGACGAUACUCACAAAACAUUGAAAGCUCUUCUCAAGGGGUUGAGUAACCUAAAAUCUGCGUUAGAUAUUAAGUUCAAGCAAAAGCUAGACAAGUUCCAGACAUUUCCGUUUACAUUAAAAGGCACUGGCUAUUUCAAAUCUGAAGAAAUGAUGAGUUCUUUGCAAACAAACUACGAGAAUUCCUGUAUUUAUCGGCAAUCUCAGCUCGACCUGUGGCUUCUGCUGAAGCGAAAGUUGAAAAACUUAGAGAAGGAGUUGUUGAAACAAUAUCGAUCUCGCAUCAUCACCCUUGGAGACAUUAUGAAAAAGGAAUCCUUUAUGCACGAUGUUGCCACCCAGUUACGGAUACCACUAGUCAAAGACGUUCUCUCAUCUUAUGAUAAAGAGGUAUUGAUUAGAAUAUGGGUUUUACGGGUGACAGAAGGAGCUCAAUCGCACUUCGACACAGAUUGGGUUAAAAGAGAGUUUGCAUCGGUCACUCCGGUAGUGCAUUCUGAUGUGUCGGAAGUAUGCCAAAUGUAUGACGACUUGAAAGAGUUCGCACAGUUGGUCAAAUUGAAUUCUUGGUCUCUAGAAAGUCUGACGAAAGCUGAUCAAGUUAUCAUGCGUAAUUCCUAUGCUAAAGGCUCAAGUAGGGAAACCGUUUUGAUUCGUCCCACUGGUCUGUGA